Messenger RNA from Perca fluviatilis (European perch), 1373 nucleotides. RefSeq names its product adenosine deaminase 2-A-like. The transcript is spliced from 8 exons. NCBI's taxonomy places the organism in Eukaryota, Metazoa, Chordata, Actinopteri, Perciformes, Percidae. Gene Ontology annotation, molecular function: adenosine deaminase activity. The record is from RefSeq and is a predicted model, not a curated record. Bases 594 to 1373 code for a protein of 259 amino acids. Gene Ontology annotation, biological process: adenosine catabolic process; inosine biosynthetic process.
CUGAUAGCGGAGGCUUUUCGUAGACUGCUGACCUGAGACACAGGACACCAGAAGCUCCCUCAGCUCCCUCUUCAUCGAAUACAGCAAACCUGCACUUGUGGAGGGAGUGUGAUCAUGUUCUAGCACCCUCCUGUGGCACAUAAGGAUAUGGUGAUCUCAAUCUGCCAGGCUGUGGUCACUUGUGUGCCCCUUCUGUGGAUGGUAAGAGUGACUGAUGGGAUGCCCGACCCUGCUCAGAGGGACCUGCUGAUGCGUCAGGAGGCGUCCAGACAGACGGGAGGCCAGGUGAUGCUGACGGUGGCUGAGCAGAAGCUGGACGCUUACCUCCAUCGAUUAAAGGAGCAAGAGAUGUCUGCUGCACAGUUCCCCCCAGCUAUCCACUUCUUCAAAGCAAAGCCUCUCAUCCAGAAGAGUCCAAUCUUCAAACUGCUGCAGAAGAUGCCUAAAGGUGCAGCCCUCCACAUCCACACCUCCUCUAUGGUCGGUGUUGAAUGGCUGGUGAAAAACGUCACCUACAGGCCUCACUGCUACAUCUGCUUCAACUGGGACAACUCGGUCCGCUUCUUGUUCUCUGAGCGCCAGCCGUUUCCACGAUGGGACUGCUUCUAUGGCAGCUGCUUGAGACAUUGAGAGCCCAAAUAGGAGACCCUACAGGCUUUGAUAACAGUUUAAUGAAGCAGCUCACGCUGUUCACUGAGGAUCCGGAUGGAGAGUACCCGAGCCAAGAGGUUGUGUGGGAGAAGUUUGAGAAAGCCUUCAUCGCAGCUGCUGGGCUCAUCACCCAUGCCCCUGUGCUGAGGGACUACUUCUAUAAGGGCCUAGAGGAGCUUCUCCAUGACAACAUCAUGUAUCUGGAAUUCAGGAGCGGUCUCUCAAGGACGUAUGAGCUUGAUGGAACCAUUCACGAUAAGGUGUGGACUCUGAAAACAUUUCAAGACGUUACAAGGAAAUUUAUAGCAGAUCACCUGGACUUUCUUGGGGCUCGUGUCAUCAUUUCUGUGCACAGGGCUCUGAGUGUAUCGGAGGUCAAAGCAGCUGUAAAAGAGGCCAUCCAGCUGCAAAAGGACUUCCCAGAUGUUGUUGCAGGAUUUGACAUGGUUGGCAGGGAGGACAGUGGGAGGUCUCUUUGGUACUUUAGGGAGGCACUUUCUAUGCCAGCUGAACUGGGUGUCACUCUGCCAUACUUCUUUCACGCAGGGGAAACAGAUGAUGAUGGCACCAACGUAGAUCAAAACAUUCUUGACGCCCUUCUGUUCAACACGACACGUAUCGGGCACGGCUAUGCUUUGGCACACCAUCCACUUGCCAAAGAGCUAUCUCGGAAAAGAAACGUGGCUGUGGAACUGUGCCCCAUCUCAAACCAGGUCAGAUAA